GUGCUUGUGAGCCGGAGCGCAGCCCGCCUGGGUCCGCAGCCUUGUGCAAGCGUCUGCGCCUGUGGCGCGGCUGAGCGCGGUGGUUGGUCCUCAUCCCUCUUGAAUCACAUUGAUUCCGUCGCGCGCGAGUAUCGCCGAGUCUCCCGGGUGUUUAACCGGCGGCGGUCGUGGGGUGUUUGGCGAGGAGGCAGCGGCUACCCGCGGGGAUGUUUUUGUUCGUGGCCGUCCGUUCGCCCUCUCUGUCGCCACAGAGCUUCGUGCCGCUAGCUGCGUUAGCUCCUCUGCUAGUGACGGUUAGCCACCUAGCUGCUAGCUGAGCUCGGCUAGCUGCAUUUGCUCUCUUAGAUUCAAGGUUAGCGUUUUAAAAGCUCCCCGAGGCUGCUCGGUUCCUCACGUAAAUAAAAAAAUGCUUUCGUUUCUUUAUCAUUUUUACAUUUGAAUUCUAUCGAUUCUCUCGAAUUUAAAGCUUUGCUAAUGUUCAAUUUAACCCUCUGAACACAACACGAGGCUAAUUUGUUCUCUGCUUAUUUUCGACUUUUUUCAUCGCAGCAAUUUUCACGCAUGUAUUCUUGAUUUAAUAAUUUAGAAGUACGCAGAGAAGAGCACAUAUCAACGGCACAAUUUGAGAGGUAUUACAAUGUAAAUUUAGUCUCCAUCAGAAAAUAAAUCAAGAUGUUUAACAUUCAUGAAUGCAAAUCAAUAAUAAUCUGACGCUACUGUUCCUGCAAAGUGGGACGUAGAACAGAAAGUGUUGACAGACUCAAGAAUGAUAGUAUCAAAUAUAAUGCGUUGAAAUUCCAAUCAAAGUUGAUUUCUUGAUGCAGUAAUUAAUACCUUUUUAGCACAGUACAGCAGUCAGUGAACAUUUUUGUGACACCUCAGAAUAUUUUUGGACGGAGCGGCAUAGAAACACAUGCUCAUUUGUGGGACGGGGGGCUCCCUGAAAAUGUGUUUGGUUUUAUCUAUCAAUAAUCAAAGUCUGCGUAGUUAACUGACACAGCUGUGCAAUUGACAGUUGGUGGUUGGGUAAAUGGAGCGCUCUAUCUUCCCCUACUGCUUGACCUACCUAUAGAGUGGCUGUUUGUUUUUAUCUAUCAAUAAUCAAAGUCUGCGUAGUUAACUGACACAGCUGUGCAAUUGACAGUUGGUGGUUGGGUAAAUGGAGCGCUCUAUCUUCCCCUACUGCUUGACCUACCUAUAGAGUGGCCAAAGUGCUUUCAGGACGAAGCCUCGCGUUCACGUGUCUUUAUGCACAAGGACCCGCUGGCCACCAGUUAAGGUGUCAGGACAAGGACACUUGGUCAGUUGACGGCAGCGAAGGGCAUCCAAAGGAUGGCUCACUCUAAAGUCCGAGCCGCAGACGGGAAGGUGGCCUACCCCCCGGGGGUGAAGGAGAUCUCUGACAAGAUCUCCAAGGAGGAGAUGGUCCGCCGCCUCAAGAUGGUGGUGAAGACCUUCAUGGACAUGGACCAGGACUCGGAAGAGCAGAAGGAGCUCUACCUGAACCUGGCCCUACACCUGGCCUCUGACUUUUUCCUCAAACACCCCGACAAGGAUGUGCGGCUGCUGGUGGCGUGCUGCCUCGCCGACAUUUUCCGAAUCUAUGCUCCCGAGGCACCCUACACCUCCCCCGACAAGCUUAAGGACAUUUUCAUGUUCAUCACCAGGCAGCUCAAAGGUCUGGAGGACACAAAGAGCCCUCAGUUCAACAGAUACUUCUACCUGCUGGAGAACAUUGCCUGGGUCAAGUCGUACAACAUCUGCUUCGAGCUGGAAGACAGCAACGAGAUCUUCACCCAACUCUACCGCACGCUCUUCCAGGUCAUCAACAACGGCCACAACCAGAAGGUGCAUAUGCACAUGGUUGACCUGAUGAGCUCCAUCAUCUGCGAGGGCGACACCGUGUCCCAGGAGCUGCUGGACACGGUCUUGGUCAACCUGGUGCCAGCCCACAAGAACUUGAACAAGCAAGCGUACGACCUGGCCAAAGCGCUGCUGAAGAGGACGGCUCAGGCCAUCGAGCCAUACAUCACUAACUUCUUCAACCAGGUGCUGAUGCUGGGCAAGACAUCCGUGAGCGACUUGUCCGAGCACGUCUUCGACUUGAUCCUGGAGCUCUACAACAUUGACGGCCACCUCCUGCUCUCCGUGCUGCCCCAGCUGGAGUUCAAACUCAAGAGUAAUGACAACGACGAGAGGCUGCAGGUGGUCAAGCUGCUGGCCAAGAUGUUUGGCGCCAAGGACUCUGAGUUGGCGGCGCAGAACAAGCCGUUGUGGCAGUGCUACUUGGGCAGGUUCAACGACAUCCACGUGCCCAUCAGACUGGAGUGCGUCAAGUUUGCCAGCCAUUGUCUAAUGAACCACCCUGACCUAGCUAAAGACCUCACAGAAUUCUUAAGGGUGCGUUCGCACGACCCGGAGGAGGCCAUCCGCCACGACGUCAUCGUCUCCAUCGUCACCGCCGCCAAGAAGGACCUCUCUCUGGUGAACGACGCCCUGCUCAACUUUGUCAAAGAGCGUACCUUGGACAAGAGGUGGCGUGUACGCAAGGAGGCCAUGAUGGGCCUGGCGUCCAUCUACAGGAAGUACUCGCUGCAGGGCGAGGGUGGGCGCGAGGCGUCCAAACAGAUCUCCUGGAUCAAAGACAAGCUGCUUCACAUCUAUUACCAGAACAGCAUCGACGACAGGUUACUGGUGGAACGCAUCUUUGCCCAGUACAUGGUCCCUCACAGCCUGGAGACGGCAGAGAGGAUGAAGUGUCUUUACUACCUCUACGCCACUUUGGACACUAAUGCUGUCAAAGCCCUGAAUGAGAUGUGGAAGUGUCAGAAUCUACUGAGACACAACGUCAAAGACCUGCUGGACCUGGUCAAGAAGCCCAAGUCUGAAACUUCCAGCAAAGCUGUUUUCGCCAAAGUCAUGGUUAUCACCAGAAAUCUUCCAGAUCCAGGCAAGGCUCAAGAUUUUGUCAAGAAGCUGGCCCAGGUGCUGGAGGACGACGAGCGCAUCCGAGACCAGCUGGAGACGCUGGUCAGCCCUUCAUGCUCCUGCAAGCAGGCUGAGUUGUGUGUGCGAGACAUCACAAAGAAACUAGGCAGUCCCAAGCAGCCCAGCAAUCCUUUCCUGGAGAUGGUUAAGUUCCUUUUGGAGAGAAUUGCUCCCGUGCACAUCGACACAGAGUCCAUCAGCGCUUUGAUUAAACAGGUCAACAAAUCCAUAGAAGGAACAGCCGACGAUGACGAGGAGGGUGUUCUCACAGACAGCGCCAUCAGAGCCGGCCUGGAACUGCUUAAGGUGCUGUCCUUCACGCACCCAGUGUCCUUCCACUCGGCCGAGACCUUCGAGUCCCUGCUGGGCUGCCUGAAGAUGGAUGACGAGAAGGUGGCCGAGGCGGCGCUGCAGAUCUUCAAGAAUACAGGCAGCAAGAUGGAGGAGAGCUUCCCACACAUCAAGUCUGUCUUGCUGCCGGUGCUGCAGUCCAAAGCCAAGCGGGGCCCGCCUCGUCAGGCCAAAUACGCCAUCCACUGCAUCAAUGCCAUGUUUGCCAACAGAGACACUCACUUUGCGCAGAUCUUUGAGCCGUUGCACAAAGGUCUGGACCCAGCCGACCUGGAGCAGCUCAUCACCCCUCUGACCACGCUCGGUCACCUGGCCCAGCUGGCCCCCGAGCAGUUUGCCGCCCCCCUCAAGUCGCUGGUGGCCAACUUCAUCGUGAAGGAUUUGCUCAUGAACGACAGGAUUCCAGGCAAGAAGACCACCAAGCUUUGGGUUCCCGAUGAUGAGGUUUCUCCCGAGACCAUGGCCAAGAUCCAGGGCAUCAAGCUGAUGGUGCGCUGGCUGCUGGGCGUGAAAAACAACCAGAGCAAGUCUGGCAACUCCACGCUGCGCAUGUUGACGGCCAUCUUGCACAGCGACGGAGACCUCACAGAGCAAGGGAAGAUGGGCAAACCCGACAUGUCGAGGCUCCGCCUGGCUGCCGCCUGUGCCCUGCUGAAGCUGGCCCAGGAGCCGUGUUACCACAAGAUCAUCACGCUGGAGCAGUACCAGCUGUGUGCGCUGGUCAUUAACGACGAGUGCUACCAGGUGCGUCAGGGCUUUGCGCAAAAACUGCACCGGGGCCUGUGCCGCCUGCGCCUCCCUCUGGAGUACAUGGCCGUGUUCGCCUUGUGUGCCAAGGACCCCGUCAAGGAGCGGCGGGCACACGCGCGCCAGUGCCUGGUCAAGAACGUCAACAUUCGGCGCGAGUACCUCAAGCAGCAUGCCGCCAUCAGCGACAAGCUUUUCUCGCUGCUGCCCGAGUAUGUGGUGCCGUACGCCGUCCACUUGCUGGCGCAUGACCCAGACUACGUCAAAGUGCAGGACAUCGAGCAGCUCAAAGACAUCAAAGAAGCGUUGUGGUUUGUGCUGGAGAUCAUCAUGGCCAAGAACGAGAACAAUAGCCACGCCUUCAUCAGGAAGAUGGUGGAGAACAUCAAGCAAACAAAAGACGCACAGUCGCCCGCUGACUCCAAAACCAACGAGAAACUGUACACGGUGUGCGACGUGGCCAUGCACAUCAUCAUGUCCAAGAGCACCACCUACAGCCUGGAGUCGCCCAAAGACCCCAUUCUGCCCAGCACCUUGUUCACGAAGCCCGAUAAGAAUAUCAGCAACACAAAAUAUUAUCUUCCGCCUGAGAUGAAGUCGUUCUUUGCGCCGGGAAAGCCCAAGUCUGCCAAUGUCCUGGGCGCCGUCAACAAACCGUUGUCGUCGGCCGGCAAACAGAUCCAGAGCAAAGCGUCCCGCAUGGAGACAGCCAGCAAUGACGACUCCUCCUCCAGUCCGGGCUCGCCGCAACGCGCCAAGAGCAGGCACGACAGCGCUGAAAUGGACCACAGUGAAAAUGAGGACUUGAGCAGAAAGCGAGCGGACAGCGCCGACAAGGAGAGUGAGAAGCCUCGUGGUCGCAAGCGCGGCCUGACAGCUGGCGACGACGGCGACAUCAAACCCAAACGCGGACGCAAAAAGGCCACGGCCGUGACGGAGGCUGAGGACAUGUGGGGGGAUGAGGACAACAGGCCCGAGGACGAGCAAAACAAUCCUCCCAAGAAGGGACGCAGGGGGCGGCCCCCCAAGGCGGCCGCAUCGGGCAAUCAGGACGCAUCGCCCGCCAAAGGGAAGAGAGGGCGCAAGAAGGCAGCGCCGCCCCCAGAGGACGACGAAGAGGACGACGAGGAGAGGCCCGACGAGGACGACGACGACGACGACGAGGAUGGUGGUGGCGGCGCUGAGAACGUGGAAGUCAAGACCCGGGCUGGACGACAGGCCAGGACUCCCAGACGAUCGCAAAGCUCCGACGUGGUGGAGUUGACGCCGCAGAAGAGGAGAGGACGACCGCCCAAGUCGGCGCAACCUCCCCCCAAGAAACCCACGCGGGGAGGACGGUCAAAGGCGGGAGCCGCUAAAGACGACUCUGAGGACGAGGAAGACCAGGAGGAUGACGAAGUGCAGGAGGAGGAGCCCACACCUAAGGGUCGCAAAAAGGCGGCGGGCCGAAGAAGAUGA
Molecule: messenger RNA, 5544 nt
Organism: Syngnathus acus (greater pipefish)
Lineage: Eukaryota; Metazoa; Chordata; Actinopteri; Syngnathiformes; Syngnathidae
Gene: pds5b
Product: PDS5 cohesin associated factor B
Exons: 35
Coding region: 1333-5544 (1403 amino acids)
Biological process (GO): DNA repair; mitotic sister chromatid cohesion
Cellular component (GO): chromatin; nucleus
Molecular function (GO): DNA binding
Source: RefSeq, a predicted model, not a curated record